AUGUCCAAUCAACCACAAAGACCUCCCCAACAUCACCCACAAAAUCCAUUCCGUACACAGCCUAGACCGGGUGUAAAUCCUAACCCCAAUACAAACACCAACCCAAAGAGAAACUUCCUAGAGAGAAAACCCGCAAAGUUCACCUCAAUCCCAAUGUCGUACGCUAACGUGCUACCAUACUUGCUUAGCAACCAAAUGGCCAUGGUGAGCCCGGGAAAGGUCUAUCAACCUCCAUUUCCCCGAUGGUACAAUCCAUACACCACAUGCGCCUAUCAUGGUGGCGUCCUGGGGCACUUCGUCGAGCAAUGUGUAUCUUUUAAGCACAAAGUACAAAUUUUGAUUGAUGUUGGAUGGCUUACAUUUCAAGAGGAUAGCCCAAAUGUAAGGACUAAUCCACUUUCCAAUCAUGGAAGUUCGACAAUGAACGCGGUGGAAGAAUGUAAGUCCCAUGAGUUGAAACAGAUAAGGGAUGUGUCGACUCCAAAACGAUUCAUAUUGGAGGCGUUGCGCGAGGCCGGUGUGAUUAAAUGUGAUGGUAAUAAGGGAGAUCCAUGCUUGAUGCAUCCAGGGGCAUUACACGAUGUAGAGAGAUGCCCAAUAGCUGAGGAGUUACUGCAGGGACUGAUAAAAAAGACGCCAGCACCCUUACCUUAUAAGAGUGACAAGGUAGUACCGUGGAAGUAUGGCAUACAGGGGCCCAACGAAGGGCAGGACGCGUCCGUCAUAUGUGUUGGGAAUGGCAUGCCAGCUGCUAAGGUCACAAAUAUUUCCGGUAUGAGCGGCAUGACUCGUAGUGGACAUAUUUUCGCUCUUCCAGAACUACCGGCAAGGUCAAAAGACAAGGGGAAGGCAAAGGCAGAUAUGGGUGAGAGGGAAAAGACAGGCUUGACCGUGAAUGAUGAGGCCUCGGCCGAAAAGUUUACAAAGGAAGGGGAUGACCUUAACAAGAAAGAGAUAUCGGCUGAGGAGGCAACUGAAUUUCUGAGAAUCAUUCAGCAGAGUGAAUUCAAAGUAAUUGAGCAAUUGAACAACACUCCAGCCAAGAUCUCUUUAUUAUGGCAGCUCAUGCAUUCCGAGCCUCAUCGGGCGUUGUUGGUAAAAAUCUUGAACGAGGCCCAUGUGGCACAAGACAUAUCGGUGGAGGGUUUCGGGGGAAUAGUCAACAACAUCAACACAAACAAUUACCUGACUUUUGCUGACGAGGAGAUGUCAGUUGAGGGAAAGGGACAAAACAAGGCUUUGCACGUAUCGAUCAAGUGCAUGGGCCACAUAGUGGCCAAGGUACUCAUUGAUAAUGACUCUUCUCUCAAUGCCAUGCCCAAAACGACAUCGGAUAAAUUGUCAUUAAGGCUAAGCUCCAUGGUGGUAAGGGCUUUUGAUGGUAGCCGUUGUGACGUGAGAGGAGAGAUCGAUCUCCUGAUUCAUAUUGGGCCACACACCUGUCAGAUAACUUUCCAAGUGAUGGACAUAAGCCCCGCCUAUAGUUGCUUCUUAGGUCGACCUUGGAUCCAUUCUGUUGGGGUGGUCCCAUCAACAUUGCACCAGAAAUUGAAGUUUGUGGUUGAGGGUCAGCUAGUUAUAGUUGUCUCCUUGAAAUGGAUUGGUAAAACCCUAGCUGGGGAUUUCUAA
Molecule: messenger RNA, 1629 nt
Organism: Glycine soja
Lineage: Eukaryota; Viridiplantae; Streptophyta; Magnoliopsida; Fabales; Fabaceae
Exons: 3
Coding region: 1-1629 (542 amino acids)
Source: RefSeq, a predicted model, not a curated record